Messenger RNA from Cucurbita pepo subsp. pepo (vegetable marrow), 1499 nucleotides. Lineage: Eukaryota; Viridiplantae; Streptophyta; Magnoliopsida; Cucurbitales; Cucurbitaceae. The record is from RefSeq and is a predicted model, not a curated record.
UUCCCUUUAACUAAAAAGAAUGACUUCAUCUUCUUCCUCAGAGCAUCCACCGGCUCCCCUGUCUCUGAAACCCAUCCCCGGCGGCUAUGGCCUCCCCUUCUUUGGACCCAUCAAAUCUCGCUAUGAUUACUUCUACUUUCAGGGGAGAGAAAAGUUCUUCCGAUCUCGAAUGGCCCAAUACGGCUCCACCGUGUUCCGAACCAACAUGCCGCCGGGCCCCUUCAUCUCCUCCGAUUCCAGAGUCGUCGUCCUCCUCGACGCCCGGAGCUUUCCGAUCCUUUUCGACACUACUAAGGUUGAGAAACGGAAUGUUCUCGACGGAACUUACAUGCCCUCCGUCUCCUUCACCGGCGGAAUUCGCACCUGCGCUUUUUUAGACCCGUCGGAAACAGAGCACUCUGUUCUCAAACGUCACUUCCUUAAAUUCCUCGCCUCUCGUCACGACAAAUUCAUCCCUCUGUUUCGAAACUCUGUGUCGGAGAUGUUUAGUAAGCUGGAAAAGGAAUUGGAAAAGAAUAACGCUGCAGAUUUCAACUCUGUUUCCGAUGCGGCGUCGUUUGACUUCAUUUUCCGGUUGCUCUCCGAUGGAAAACCCGAUGAGAAACUCGGCUCCGAUGGACACAGUUUGGUUGAUCGAUGGCUUAUUAUGCAGCUCGCUCCAUUAGCCACUCUGGGUUUGCCCAAAUUCCUCAGCUGCUUUGAAGAUCUCAUCAUCCAUACCUUCCCUCUGCCAUUCGCGCUCGUCAAGAACGCUUACAGGAAGCUUUACGAUGCAUUUUACGACUCGUCGGAGACAUUUCUAAACGAAGCCGAAAAACAGGGGAUAAACAGAGAGAAAGCAUGUCACAAUUUAGUGUUCUUGGCCGGAUUCAACGCAUACGCCGGAAUGAAAGUGUUGUUACCAAUUAUACUAAACUGGGUCGGAUCCGCCGGUAAGGAGCUUCACCGGAAACUCGCCGGCGAAAUUAGAGCCGCCGUGAAGGAAAACAGAGGACUAACAUUCACCGCCAUAGAGAACAUGAGUUUACUGAAAUCCGUCGUGUACGAGGUUCUGAGAAUCGACCCGCCGGUGCCGUACCAGUACGCGAAGGCGAAACAGGACAUUAUAAUCGAGAGCCAUGAUUCGGCUUUCGAGAUCAAGAAAGGGGAGAUGAUUUUUGGGUAUCAGCCGAUCGCCACUAGAGAUCCGAAGGUGUUUGAGAAGCCGGAGGAGUUUAUCGGCGACAGGUUCGUCGGAGAGGAAGGGGAGAAGCUUUUGAAGUAUGUUUACUGGUCAAAUGGCCGGGAGACGGAGGAGCCCACGACGGAGAAUAAGCAGUGUCCGGCGAGGGAUCUGGUGGUGCUGGUGUCCAGAGUAGUUUUGGCGGAGCUUUUCCUCCGUUACGACACGUUCGCCGUCGAGGGAACUCAGUCGUCGUUGGGUUGGUCCGUUAAGGUGAAAUCGUUGACCAAAGCCUAAUCGCCGUCAACGAUUGCACCGGGUUUCUGUGUACCUGAGC